This is a messenger RNA of Larimichthys crocea (large yellow croaker), 1382 nucleotides long. RefSeq lists its product as uncharacterized. The record is from RefSeq and is a predicted model, not a curated record. The transcript has 5 exons. NCBI's taxonomy places the organism in Eukaryota, Metazoa, Chordata, Actinopteri, Sciaenidae. Bases 20 to 877 code for a protein of 285 amino acids.
AUGCGUAAAAUGGGGAAUCAUGAAAAGGGGGAUGAAGUGUGGAAAAUGUAAUAGAAGCAUGUAUCUGGAAAAAUCAAGUCAUGUCAUCGAUGGAUUACGCUGGAUCUGUAAGCAUCACAAAAGUUCUCCCCUGUCUGUGCGCAAGGGCUCAAUAUUCGCAAGGUCUCAUACUCCUUUGGCAAAAUGGCUCGAGUUCAUUCUCAGGUUUGCACAGGGCUUGCAGUUAAGGCAGCUGGACCUAAUCACUGAUGGGAUAGCAGCAAGCUCAAAGACACUGACAAGCAUGACAAAAAUACUCAGAAAGGCAUGCGUGGCUGGCUUGAAACGACUUAGGAAGACAGGAAUGAAAAUUGGCGGUCGACAUCGAUUUGUUGUUGUCGACGAGAGCAAAUUUGCCCACAAAAGAAAGUACCAUCGUGGGCGAUGUGGAAACACUUGGCGGCGUGACUGCCAAUGGGUCUUUGGGAUGCUGGAGGUUGAUGGUACGUCCCGAAGACCUAUUCUCAGGCUUGUCAAGGACCGCUCAAGGAAGACCCUUAUCGGCCGCAUUGUACGACAUGUAAGACCCAAAACAUCAGUUGUCACAGAUGAAUGGCGUGCAUAUAAGGACCAGCUUUCCCGGCAUGGAUAUUACCAGUUUUCUGUCUGCCAUAAAAUGAACUUUGUUGACCCAGAGACUGGUGCUCACACACAACAUAUUGAGCGUGCAUGGCAGACUUAUAAAACUGAAAUAUGGCGUCAUAGAGGGAAUCGCACUCCAGAGUUCCUUACAAUGCACCUCAAAAUGAUAGAGUGGCAUCACUGGUUAGGUCGGAAUCAUCAUUAUGGUGUCUUGGGACGUCUCUUCCAUGACAUCAAAAAAGUAAUGAAGAGAUGAAAAAUUAACAAAGUUGUGUAUGUACUUAUUAUUUUUAAGUGACUUCAAUAGAAGGAGUCAUCCACCGCUACAAAGCUGCCCUGAAGGAGUUCAACAAGUGUGGAUCGAUGAAAAAGGCCUUCUCAAGGAUCCACGUUGACCGAAACACAAUUGCGAGAACAGCAGUAAUUGCUGAAAUUGCAAUAAUGUUUCCAGAUACCUUCCAGGAUCUCCUCUCCCGGCAUGACGAAAAUGAGACAAUUUCACAGUUUGCAGAGAACUGUACUAAGGCUGUUACUACUGAGAUGGCUGAAAAAAUAACUGCUGAAAAAAAAAGAGGAAAACUCCUACCAAUUGUUUACAAAUACACUUAAAAAGAUGUUUUUUUUUUUAUGUAAGGGUUCCAUUAUAUGUUUAGUUCAGUUUUGCGGUCCCUUUUCAAUGCUAGGUAUGGAAGUUGUUGAAGUCAAGUUGCAACUAAAAGUUGCCCCUUUUCUGUGGUACUGUUACGUCUAGAUAUAAAGAC